UACUCUGAUCUGAAAAUAGAGUCUCUCUCUUCCAUCAAGCUUUAGCAACUCCUCUUGUACUUCUCAUCUCCUUCUCCCUUUUGGAUUGAGAUGGACAGUUCUGAAGCAGGUCUUGAUGGAAUUGAGACACAGAGGUCAACGGGUGUGUCUCAUGACCAAUCGAAACAAAGAUACGACUCCCCCAUUAAUCUGAUAACGCGCAGAAUCUUACGAGUAUUCCGUGCACUAGGUUUCCUUCAAGUCGAAGGAGAAGCAGCCACACCCCCAACAGGAGACACCGAAAAUGUGCCAGAGUUCUUUACCAGUAUCAGAUUGUCUGAUCUGUUUGUCCUCCCCAGUGAAUAUGUGCCUAUGAGUCCUGAGAUUGUUAGCGCGGUAAGCGCGGGGGAGAAAGAAUGGCUGGAUGUAUUGAGAAGGUACGGUAAGCCAAUGGAAUGUCUAAAGAGCGAUGGAGGAUAUUCUGUUCUUCACCUUGCUGCUGCUUGGGGUCGAGUUGAAACAGUGAAGAGCAUAGUCUCUAAAUGCCCAUCUCUUCUUCUAGAGCUAGAUUCGAGGGAUCAGCUUCCCCUUCAUGUGGCGGCCCGUGCUGGUCAUCUAGUUGUUGUUAAGGUUCUUGUUGCGACUAUAACAUUUGUGACAGCUAGAAUGUCUGAUGAAGAGAGGGAAGGCCUGAAUCCAUAUGUUCGCAAGGACGUAAAUGGAGAUACUCCUCUGCACUUGGCCUUGAGAGACAACAAUGUGAAGACAGCUACUUUUCUGGUGAACACAGACCAACGGGCUUCAUUUCUUGCGAAUAAAGAUGGAAUAUCUCCCUUGUAUAUGGCUUUAGAAGCUGGAAAGGUAUCACUUGUGAAAGCAAUGUUGAAAACUACAAAAAAAUGAUGGACUUGAAGGAAGGGAUUCUAAC
Messenger RNA from Arabidopsis lyrata subsp. lyrata, 907 nucleotides. Its product is annotated as protein ACCELERATED CELL DEATH 6-like. The coding region runs from base 91 to 882 and encodes 263 amino acids. NCBI's taxonomy places the organism in Eukaryota, Viridiplantae, Streptophyta, Magnoliopsida, Brassicales, Brassicaceae. Gene Ontology annotation, molecular function: protein binding. The record is from RefSeq and is a predicted model, not a curated record. The transcript is spliced from 2 exons.